UGGAAAGAGAGAGGGAGAGGAAAUGAGAGAGAAAGGAAAGAGGACUGCUUUAUAGCUGCUAAGAUUUCAGACAGAAAUAGCACACAACCACCGUGAGCUGUAUUCGACUCAGAAACGAAGACUAAAUUGUAUUCACUUUUCUUAAUCAGUUGCUCAGAAAGAAAGAGAUGACAUCUGGUCCUGUCUUCUUCUACAUCUUGAUUUUUGGAAAAUAUUUUUCUCAUGGGGGUGGACAGGAGGUCAAGUGCUCCCUCGGCUAUUUCCCCUGUGGGAACAUCACCAAGUGUUUGCCUCAGGAUCUUCAUUGUAACAGCGUGGAUGACUGUGGGAACCGGGCCGAUGAAGAAAACUGCGGAGACAACAAUGGAUGGUUUUUGCAAAUUGAGAAAAAUUUUAUCAAUUACAACAGAACAACCUUCCCAUAUCUCUUUGAGUCUGAAACACCGAAAUGCUGUAACUUUUUCUUACUUUCCAUUACCCUCCUGUUCCUGGUCCCUCACUGCCCUCAUGUCUUACCUCCUCCUCUUUAUUCAGCGGUCGGUUUUGUGCCCAUGAAUUGUCUUUGCCAAGAUUUACAGCUUGACUGUGAUGAGUCCGAAUUACGAGCUGUCCCAUCAGUUUCUUCCAAUGUGACCUCCAUGUCACUUCAGAGAAACUUAAUAAGAAAACUUCCUCCUGAUGCCUUCAAGAAGUACCAUGAUCUUCGGACACUGUUCCUGCAAAACAAUAAGAUUAGAUCCAUAUCCAAGCAUUCUUUCAGAGGACUGUACAAUCUUACUAAACUGCAUCUUAGUAAUAACAGAAUAACCUUCUUGAAGCCUGGUGUUUUCGAAGAUCUCCACAAAUUAGAGUGGCUGGUAAUUGACGAUAAUCACCUCAGUCAAAUUUCCCCACUAACAUUUUAUGGACUAAAUUCUCUUAUAUUCUUAGGCCUGAUGAAUAAUGUCCUCACCCAUUUGCCUGACAGACCUCUUUGUCAGCACAUGCCAACACUGAAUUGGCUGGAUGUUGAAGGCAACCAUAUCCAUAAUUUAAAAAAUUUGACUUUUACCUCCUGCAAUAGUUUAACUGUUUUGAUAAUGGGGAGAAACAAAAUUAAUGACCUAAAAGAAAAUACUUUUGCACCUCUCCCGAAACUAGAUGAAUUGGAUUUAAGAAAUAAUAAGAUUGAACAUCUUUCACCGUAUGUAUUUAAGGAUCUAAAGGAGCUCUCGAAAUUGAAUCUUUCCUAUAACCCAAUCAAGAAAAUCCAUCCAAAUCAAUUUGAUUCUCUUGUCAAACUCAAGUCACUCAGUCUAGAAGGAAUUGAAAUUUCAAAUAUCCAACAAAGGAUGUUCAGACCGCUUAUGAAUCUCUCUUACAUCUAUUUUAAGAAAUUCCAGUACUGUGGAUAUGCACCACAUGUUCGCAGCUGUAAACCAAACACUGAUGGAAUCUCAUCUCUAGAGAAUCUCUUGGCAAGCAUCAUUCAGAGAGUGUUCGUCUGGGUUGUGUCUACAGUUACAUUCUUGGGAAACAUCUUUGUCAUUUGUAUGCGACCUUAUAUCAGGUCUGAGAACAAGCCGCAUGCCAUGUCAAUCGUAUCUCUCUGCUGUGCUGACUGCCUAAUGGGAAUAUACUUAUUUGUGAUUGGAGCCUUUGACCUAAAGUUUCGUGGAGAAUACAAUAAGCAUGCACAGAUGUGGAUAGAGAGUUUUCAUUGUCAGCUUGUGGGAUCUUUGGCCAUCCUCUCUACGGAAGUAUCAGUAUUACUUUUAACAUUUCUGACAGUGGAAAAAUACAUCUGUAUUGUAUAUCCCUUUCAAUUUUUAAGACCUAGAAAAUGCAGAACAAUUACAAUGUUGAUUCUCAUUUGGAUUAUUGGGGUUAUAGUGGCUUUCGUGCCAUUGAGCAAUAAGGAAUUUUUCAAAAAUUACUAUGGCAACAAUGGAGUAUGUUUCCCUCUUCAUUCUGAAGACACUGAAAGUAUUGGAGCCCAGAUUUAUUCAGUGACAAUUUUUCUUGGUGUUAACUUGGUGGCAUUUAUCAUCGUAGUUUUUUCCUAUGGAAGCAUGUUUUACAGCGUUCGUCAAAGUGCCGUAACAGCAAAUGAAAUACGGAAUCAAGUUAAAAAAGAGAUAACCCUUGCCAAACGGUUUUUCUUUAUUGUAUUUACUGAUGCAUUGUGCUGGAUACCCAUUUUUGUACUGAAAUUUCUUUCAUUGCUUCAAGUAGAAAUACCAGGUACCAUAACCUCUUGGGUAGUGAUUUUUAUUCUACCUAUCAACAGUGCUUUGAACCCAAUUCUCUAUACUCUGACUACAAGACCAUUCAAAGAAAUGAUCCAUCAGUUUUGGAAAAACUACAGGCAAAGAUCUAUUGGCAGCAAAAGAAGUCGAAAAACACAUACACCAUCACUUAUGUGGAUAGAAAUGUGGCCGAUGCAGGAGAUGCCCCCUAGAUUAAUGAAGCCAGCUCUUUUCACAGACCCCUAUGAAUUGUCACUAAUUUCUCAAUCAACCAGACUCAAUUCCUGUUCAUAACUUACUCUGACCCCCAUUGGGAUGCUUCAAAAUGGAUUUAUUAGUA
Messenger RNA from Eptesicus fuscus (big brown bat), 2568 nucleotides. RefSeq names its product relaxin family peptide receptor 1 (gene RXFP1). Gene Ontology annotation, biological process: G protein-coupled receptor signaling pathway. The coding region runs from base 168 to 2522 and encodes 784 amino acids. The record is from RefSeq and is a predicted model, not a curated record. Gene Ontology annotation, cellular component: membrane. Gene Ontology annotation, molecular function: protein binding; G protein-coupled receptor activity. Lineage: Eukaryota; Metazoa; Chordata; Mammalia; Chiroptera; Vespertilionidae. The transcript has 18 exons.